GCCUUCGUUUAAACACCAUUAUUUUGUAACCACGCCAUACAGGUAUGAGCCGUUGCCUUUUUUUUCUUGUUCCUACAAAUUUUCCAGAGACGGAACAAAAUGAUCAUAAUCAUGGCUCUGUUCUGAUUGAUUUAAAUCUCCACAUUUUUUCUUCUUACAAGACAAUGAUGGAUCCGGAUAUGUUUGCAGAAGAUCCCUCCUUCAAUGAGAAAUUCGACAUUGAUUUCGAAUUCGACGCGCCUCGGUUCUAUGACUUCUCCAAACCGGAACUCGAUUCAGAAACAGAGCUUUGGUUUGAAUCAGCUGGAAACUAUCCUCCUUCACCAUUUAGCCUUAAUCUGAGCUGUAUAUUCGACGAUAAACAUCUCAAGAUCCCCAAACCCGUCUCGGAUAAAUACAACGGGUUCAUUUAUUACAACCAAACUGCUAAUUAUCUUCCUAAGUCGACGCAAAAGUCUAAAAACAAACCUUUCUUACGAAAGAACUCGACUUUGACGAGACCCACUGCUUCUUUAUUGGCGAGACAGAACAAACCUCUUGACAUUUACUCUGUUCAGCUUCUCACAAGAUGUCAGAGAUCAUUAGGGAAACUCGAAGGCAAGAUCUCAUCCUCUGUUAUAUUAUCAAUGCCUCAAACACAAGAUACCAAAAGGCAAAAACUUGAGUCUGGCUUCUUGCGCAAGAUAUCAAGGUUGGAGCAAACUCCCUUUGUACAUAAGGUUCCAAAGAAGUUAUCAAAAGUCACUGUUCCAAAGGAACCUAACCUUAAGACUGCCCAAAGAGCUACAAGACAGCGGUUUAAGGCUAAUUCAGCACCUGAGCAGGUUGCGAGAUUUAGCUCUACAAUGACUAAAACAGUUCAAGAAAGUUUUUCUCAUAAAAAGAGUACGCCUGGCUCUCAAGAUUUUCAGAGGUUUCAAUUAAGGACAUCUCUUAGAGCCAAGGAACGUUCUUCUAGUGCUAAAAAUGCACCCAAAGAUGAUCCUACUCACUCCUUAAUGUUAGUCCAUAGUUUUUUCUCUAUUUGCAUUUACUCGAACUGGAAUCAAGAUUUCUCAGAAUGUUUCUUUCACAUCUUGUGCAGGUCAAAGUCCGUUGUGUCUAGAAGUAGUAGGAGAGUGAAGGAAUCUCACAUCUCAAAGACAAAUAGUCAAGUUUAUGAAUCUAAGAUUAGACAUCUAGAAUCAAAGGUAUCAAGAAAAUUUGGUGAAACAACGGAAAUCAAACAUGAAAACAAUUUUCCGAGGAUGGAGAACCACCGUUGUUUUAGUUCAUUGAAGGAAUUUGAAGCUCCAAAUGUCACAAACUCCCAAGAUGAACAUUUUAUUGAAUCUCUCAGAAAAGUAAGUGAGCAUUUUAUCAUAUUCAACUUUUUUAAAUUUGUGUUUUCUUAUGAAUAUUAACACAUUUUUCUUACAGCUAUGUCUCACUUCCGAUACUGAUUUAGUUGCUCCUUGUAUCUCAUCUACAUAGAGAAUUUUCAAGAUAUUAUUUUGCUUGUACAAAUUAGAGAUGACUAUGAAGAGAUUUGAGAUUUUUAAUGCGAGGGAAGAAUCAUGCAUGUUUAGCAGGUAUUUGAAACCUAGUGUUUUGUUCUGUCUCAACAUUUACUUAGUUAUAUUUAGACCAAACAACACAUCUCCAUCAAAUCACAUUUCUAAAACGAGUUUGAAUUUUUGUUGCAGGACAUUCAUUAGGAAGUACCUAAUUGUUCCUUGAGUUUCACAGUUGUAUUAAAGCAUAUUAUAUAUAUGUGCUCUUAUUAGAUGGUAGAAGUUUCAUAAAUUUGCAAUGUUUGUGUUUGAUCAUCAAUGAAAUAAUGUACAAAAUUUAUACAUUGUGAUAGAAGUAGUCCUUAAUGGAUGGAUGUGCGUGCUUUAAAAAGGAGAUUGAAAGACUUUUAUCAGUGUUACAAAAAAAAAGACUUUUAUUAAAGCCGUGUAAUGUGUUUUGGAAAGACAUUUUCCACAAUUUUAACAACAAACUUCCGGAUAUAUGGGAAGUGACUGGUUGGACUUUAUCUCCUUACUUACUUGCGUUAUUUACUUUUAAAUCACUAAACUUUACAAAUCAUACUUUACCUUUAUUUUUAAUAGUUAAAACCUAAAUCAAGUUUUCGUAAACUUUUACCAAUCAUGCUUUAGCUUUAUUUUUAAAGCUACAGCAAAAAAAACUAAAGCAAAUUUUUUUUAAUGUAUUUUAGGUAAAAAACCUAAAACUUUAUUUUAUAGGCUGUAGAAUCUGUGAAAUAAAAUAUUAUCUAUAAUAUCAAAUAAAUUAGAUAAUCAUAAUUAAAAACAUCUAUAAAUAUUUAAUUCAAUUUUGGGUGUUGUAAAAAUUAU
Messenger RNA from Brassica rapa (field mustard), 2342 nucleotides. RefSeq lists its product as uncharacterized. Gene Ontology annotation, biological process: mitotic spindle assembly; regulation of mitotic spindle organization; activation of protein kinase activity. Gene Ontology annotation, molecular function: protein kinase activator activity; microtubule binding. The record is from RefSeq and is a predicted model, not a curated record. Gene Ontology annotation, cellular component: nuclear microtubule; spindle. Lineage: Eukaryota; Viridiplantae; Streptophyta; Magnoliopsida; Brassicales; Brassicaceae.